This is a messenger RNA of Microthlaspi erraticum, 351 nucleotides long. The record is from the annotation of a GenBank genome assembly. Lineage: Eukaryota; Viridiplantae; Streptophyta; Magnoliopsida; Brassicales; Brassicaceae.
AUGACAGAGCUAUCGGCGAUCGGGUUCAGGCUACCGAAUCUAGUUCAAACUGUUGAUGUAUUCGCAACGGUAGCUCGUUCGGUUGGCGCAGGCGCGCCCGUGGUUGGAUCUGUUGGUGCAGGCGCGUCGGCCGAUGCACUGGGGUUGAGAUUAAUGCGAUCUGUUUCAGAUCCAGUUCGCACCGUAGGAACUGCUCCGGUUGGAGCGGACGAAGUUGUUCCGACUGGAACGGAAUGGUUUGUUCCGGUCAUGUUUGAAGGGUUUAACCCUUCGGAGUUGGUGGAAACGGGGAUCCGUGCUGGCGCGGUUGGAUCCAUUGACUUUCUAACUGGCUUUACUCAGGGCUUCUGA